AUGUGGCNUUCAUCAUAUCGUGAACUAUGUGAUAAAUUUAAAUUGUCAAUUGGUGCUGUAUCGAACAUCAUUAAACGCAAAAGAGAAUAUAUAAGUGAUUAUGAAAUUAAUCAUAACAAAAAUGUAAAGAGAAAAAUUAGUCAUGAUUUUAGUCAAAGAAUAAAUGAAUCAGUUUAUGAAUGGUUUGUUUCACAGAGAACCAAGAAAAUACCUGUGUCCGGACCUAUUUUACAAGCAUAUGCACGACAGAUUGCUAAAGAAUUAGAUGAUGCAUCAACGUUCAAAGCCAGCAAUGGUUGGUUAGAAAGAUUUAGAGUUCGUUAUAAUAUAAAUUUUCGUGUUAUAUCUGGUGAAGGUGCUUCUGUUGAUCAAAAUAUAGCUGAUGAUUGGAAAUCACGUUUAUUAACAAUUCUUCAAGAUUUUAGUCCAGCUGAUAUUUACAACUGUGAUGAAACAAGUCUCUUUUACAAGCUCAUGCCUAAUCGUUCACUUGUUAUUGAUAAAGACGAUUGUAUUGGUAAAAAAAAAUCUAAAGAACGUUUUACAGUAUUAUUGUGUGCAAAUUGGUUGGGCACCCAUAAAUUAAAGCCGAUAGUGAUUGGUAAAGCAGCAAGACCACGUUGUUUCAAAAAUCUUGAUUUAAAAAAAUUACCUAUUGUUUGGCAUAAUAAUCGCACAGCGUAG
This is a messenger RNA of Rotaria sp. Silwood2, 684 nucleotides long. The record is from the annotation of a GenBank genome assembly. NCBI's taxonomy places the organism in Eukaryota, Metazoa, Rotifera, Eurotatoria, Philodinida, Philodinidae.